Molecule: messenger RNA, 759 nt
Organism: Pseudogymnoascus destructans
Lineage: Eukaryota; Fungi; Ascomycota; Leotiomycetes; Thelebolales; Thelebolaceae
Exons: 3
Coding region: 1-759 (252 amino acids)
Source: RefSeq, a predicted model, not a curated record
AUGCCGCCACGUCAGACCCGUAGGGAAGCAGCUGAGAGCCUUGAGCGUGAGCAUAGCAGAGUGGCUGUGCUUGAGAACGCACCUGAGGAGUCAGGGGCAUCAAGCCCCUUAUCCCAGGCUCACAGCUCCCCUGGAGCAGAAGCCCAGCUUGCUACGGCCCUCGCCCUCGAAGCUGAGUUACAGCGAGAACUUAAGCUGAGAGAGGCGGGCGAGCGAAUCCGUCGACUACAGGAAUGCCUAGAGUGCGUAGGACAAGAGGAGGCUUCUGCCCACACUCUUAGGUCGGACGAGCGAAGCGUUACGACUACUAACGUUGGCGAACAUAACGAAUUCAUUACGAGCUGUGAGCUCGCCUUCCGCCUUGAACCACUAGCUAGGACAGAUGAGUUCCGCUGCGACUUUGCAGCUACGUGGCUUGAGGGGGAACCCCGAGACGCUUGGCUCCGGCACGAAAAGGAGCCUAACUUUCAGAAGACCUGGAAGGAAUUCAAGAGGUUCCUCCUUGAUCUAGUCCAGGACCCAGUGAAUAGGACCAUAUCAAUGGUGAUGAAGUACGAGGAGGCGCGACAACGAAGCAGCCAGUUGGCUCAAGCCUUCGCCACCUACCUUGAAACGUUAGAGGCGGAAAUGCCUGCGUAUAGCGAGGGGCACAGGGUGCAACACCUUCUUAUUGUCUACUACGAAGGAUACAAAAAAGAUGACGAGGAACCCCGUUGGGUCAAUCCCCUUAAGUACCUGAAACGGGUCCGACUCGGCUAA